Bombyx mori (domestic silkworm) is the source of this 2137-nucleotide messenger RNA. RefSeq names its product very low-density lipoprotein receptor (gene verm). The record is from RefSeq and is marked provisional. Gene Ontology annotation, molecular function: protein binding; chitin binding. NCBI's taxonomy places the organism in Eukaryota, Metazoa, Arthropoda, Insecta, Lepidoptera, Bombycidae. Gene Ontology annotation, cellular component: extracellular region. Gene Ontology annotation, biological process: carbohydrate metabolic process.
GUCUACGAGCGCGUUGUUAUGUUCGCAUCGUGUGGUUAUAUAAAUACAAAUAGUUAAAGAGGGGCAGCGGAGAGCUCUUGCACUUUGUAAAAGGCGCGCUAAGCAGCAGCCAGUCUUCGCCGAGCGCCAUGGCUCGACACGCGUUUCUGUGUCUCGGUGUGUUAUUAGUUGGUUCGCUGGUAUGCAGUACUUCUCGUGUGAAGCGACAAGAUGACGACGGAGCUGGAGAUGAGCCGAACGCUGAUCAGUUGUGCGACGGUAGACCCGCCGAUGAAUAUUUCCGUCUCACCACCGAAGGUGACUGCCGCGAUGUCGUCAGGUGCGACCAGGGCCUAGAGAACAGCGUCACCAGGCUCGCCUCAGUGCGCUGCCCCGGAGGUCUCGCCUUCGAUAUCGACCGUCAAACUUGUGAUUGGAAAACGAAUGUUAAGAAUUGCGAUCAAAUAGAAAAGCCACGAAAAGUUUUACCAAUCUUGAAAACGGACGAACCUAUUUGUCCUGAAGGUAAAUUGGCUUGUGGCAGCGGAGAUUGCAUUGAAAAAGAAUUGUUCUGUAAUGGUAAACCAGACUGCAAAGAUGAAUCCGAUGAAAAUGCUUGCACUGUCGAACUGGACCCAAAUAGAGCGCCUGACUGUGAUCCUAACCAGUGCGUCCUACCUGACUGUUUCUGUUCUGCUGACGGUACACGUAUCCCAGGUGGAAUUGAACCAAAUCAAGUACCUCAAAUGGUUACUAUUACAUUUAACGGUGCUGUGAAUGUUGACAACAUCGAUUUAUAUGAACAAAUAUUCAACGGUAAUCGUCAUAAUCCUAACGGUUGUCAAAUUAAAGGAACGUUUUUCGUCUCACACAAGUAUACUAACUAUGCAGCUGUACAAGAAUUACACCGCAAAGGACAUGAAAUUUCUGUAUUUUCCAUAACUCAUAAAGAUGAUCCGCAAUACUGGACGAGUGGUUCGUACGAUGAUUGGUUGGCUGAAAUGGCCGGAGCUCGUCUUAUCAUUGAACGUUACGCAAAUAUCACUGACUCUUCUAUAAUUGGAGUUCGGGCGCCUUACUUACGUGUCGGUGGAAACAAACAAUUCGAAAUGAUGGGUGAUCAAUACUUCGUGUAUGAUGCAUCCAUCACUGCUCCUCUUGGACGCGUCCCGAUAUGGCCUUACACAUUGUAUUUCCGCAUGCCACAUAAGUGUAACGGCAACGCCCACAACUGUCCGUCUAGAAGUCACCCCGUUUGGGAAAUGGUCAUGAAUGAAUUGGACAGAAGGGACGAUCCCACAUUUGAUGAAUCUCUACCAGGUUGCCACGUUGUAGACUCAUGUUCAAACAUCCAAAGUGGUGAACAAUUUGGACGUCUUCUCCGACACAACUUCAACCGUCAUUACACAACCAACCGCGCUCCCUUAGGCUUCCACUUCCACGCCUCCUGGCUUAAAUCUAAAAAAGAAUACAGAGAUGAAUUAAUCAAGUUUAUCGAAGAAAUGUUGGAAAAGAACGAUGUAUACUUCACUUCACUAAUUCAGGUUAUUCAAUGGAUGCAAAACCCUACCGAAUUAUCAUCACUCCGUGACUUCCAAGAAUGGAAACAAGAUAAAUGUGACGUCAAAGGUCAACCUUUCUGUUCCCUGCCGAACGCCUGUCCACUAACAACUAGAGAGUUACCAGGAGAGACAUUACGUCUUUUCACUUGUAUGGAGUGUCCUAACAACUAUCCAUGGAUCUUGGAUCCUCAGGGCGAAGGAUACAACGUUAAGAAGUGAUCUCUUUAAGUUAUUUAAAAAGACUGUACACAUGUAAAUAAAUACUCAAUAAUUUUAUCAAUAAUUACAUUGCAACAUGUAAUAUUAUUUUGUCGUCGUAAAUUGAGUGUCCUUUCUAAUAUAAUUUUCCCACUUAAUUAUUUAAAAAUCCGAUGGUUACAGUACAUACAUGUAGUUCAUCAUUAUCUAACUUAAUUCCAAGCCCAAUGAUGUAUAAUCAUUAUAAUGUGUCGAAAGUUAGUCCACUCCAAAGUAAGCUCCAUUUUUAUUUUGAAGAAAAAUAAUAAUCAUCUUUGUUACAAAGAUAGGUAGACCUUGAUGUUUCUUUUUAGCGAGUAAGUUUUACAUUAUGAGUAAUAAAAUAAAUUGGUUAUAAA